This is a messenger RNA of Blastomyces gilchristii SLH14081, 6077 nucleotides long. Its product is annotated as ubiquitin thiolesterase, variant 1. Gene Ontology annotation, cellular component: nucleus. The record is from RefSeq and is a predicted model, not a curated record. The coding region runs from base 803 to 2083 and encodes 426 amino acids. Lineage: Eukaryota; Fungi; Ascomycota; Eurotiomycetes; Onygenales; Ajellomycetaceae. Gene Ontology annotation, molecular function: ubiquitin binding; cysteine-type deubiquitinase activity. The transcript has 10 exons. Gene Ontology annotation, biological process: protein K48-linked deubiquitination.
UCAAAAACAGCAACCGAGGACAGUUUCUGCUCCCGGGAUUUGCGCCAUAAUUCAUCAUCCCGUUUCAGCAAAUAUGCUGCAGCUGAGCAUAGGCCAGUGCCGUGAUGUACAAAGUACCCGUUUUGCUUAUUCCUGUAGUGAACCGUGGUAAGCCAGUAGCCAUUAGUCCGCGAAUCGCAGCAUGACGGGUAUGAGGAGAAUGUGAGCCCGCCUGUCUCCCUUUUUCAUCAUCAGUGUGGGUGGUUGGUGUUGGUUGGAUCACAGGCACCGUCCCGCCUUUCCCUUCCGCGGGUUGCUGAAUAAGCCGCGCUGAACCUUCAACUCAACGCCCAAGAAGCGAAGUUCGCAAGUUCUCGCUCAACAACGAACGACCCUUCACGGCUUCAAACUCUCGUGCAAACGAUCUAUUGCUUCAAUGCUGGCUCUAGCCUGCGACUAAGCCAUGCAGGUCCUAUUCGUUGCCGUCGUCUGAUCACUCCAGUUACAAAAAAGAUCCGUCCCGAAGCCAUGGCAAUACUCUGAAUCUGGGUAGGAAAGUUGAUACCGCUUCACUAGACACGAGGGAGGGGCUUCUGCUAGCUAUUGUCCAGCUCGCCAGGUUGGCGCUCAAUACCAUAAUACAUAACGGCCCCUUCUCCCUCGUCAUAAUAUUAAGACAGAACAAGCUCCCACUGCUGUCAAUCGACAAUCUGCGCAAGCAGCAUAUAACCACCAAACAUAUCGGACAGCUCCUGUAUACCAAAAUAUAUUUCGCACCUCACCUCUAGACAUUAUCCACCAAGCACCGCACUACAACGUGACUAUGGGCACCAUCCCCCCAUCAAGUAACAUGGCAGACCCGGAUCAUAUGGCUGAGUUUCAAAAGCUUUCCAAUCAUUAUGAGCCGGAUCUACAGGGACCUUUAGUGGGUCCGAAACAAUCGAGUAGUAUGAUAACGUCCGAAUACGCAAACGCGGACCCUAUAUACGUCGCAAAGACCACUGCGCUUUCUCAUACUCAUUCUCAUUAUCGUAUAAUGAAAGGAGAUGGAAAUUGCGGGUGGAGAGCUGUUGCCUUCGGAUAUUUUGAGACGUUAUUCAACCUACGCGAUACUGCAAAGCUAGAACAGGAGUUGGCGCGGAUCAAAUCCUUGAACGAAUCACUGGACUCUAUUGGAUGCCAACAGUACAUUUACGAAAUGUUCGUUGAAGUCACGGAGGAUGUCUUUGGCCAAAUAUCGGGAGCGAUUGCGGAAGGAUCCUAUGACGAUAGUUUCCUCCUUGACGCAUUUAAUGAUGAAUCCAAAUCCUCCGCUAUCAUCACACAUUUUAGGUUAAUGACGAGUGCCUGGAUGAAAAAAAAUCCCGACCGCUAUGCAGGCUUCCUUAGGAUGACUGUUGAUGACUAUCGCACAAAGACAAUCGAACCCGGUAAAACCGAAAUCGAUGAAAUAGGCAUUCACGGGCUGUUCGACGGAGUCAUUGAGGGGUCUGGGUUUGCUAUCGAGAUUCUCUACCUUGAUAGGAGCGAAGGAACAGAAGUCACCCCGCAUUUGCUCUCGCCCGAUAACCCCAUCGCAACAAUUAGGCUUCUUUAUCGCCCUGGUCACUACGAUCUCCUAUAUCAAACCAACCAGGCAAUUCACAACCAAGGGAUUAUUACAUCGGUUAACUUCCAAUAUGCCAUGAGCUCUGACUAUAUGCCCUGGUAUUCGAGUGCCUUGCCGUUUGAUCUAAACCCAGUUUUGAUGUCCAUCCCGAGCCUUCCGCUCGAUACCACCAGUAUUUCAUCACCAAUGACCGUUAACCAGCCGUACGCGUUUCCCGAAAGGCAAAUUAAUUCCAAUGUUCCACCUCAAAUGAUUCCCCAGUCUCCGCCAGCCCUGGCACAACAUUCUCCAAUUUCGAGCUUUCCUGUCAGCCCAGUUUCCACGCCGGAUAAAUCCACGGAGCUCCAGAUCAGGAUGAAUCCAUUAGUGUGCGAACCAAUGAAUACGCUUCCGCUGUCCUCUGUACCUUUUAGCAACUCUCCCAAUAAUCUUGCACACUUCCAUCAUCCCGAUUUCCAACCUUCCCAAUGGGACCCGAACGAGGAAUAUAAGUAACAAAACUCGAACUGCUAUCUCUACUCAUGUGGGAAUAGCUUUGACAUGAUGAGAAACGACCCUUUGCAUCAUAUUAACCACCCUAGAUCCUGUGUCCAAUUUUCAAACUUAUUUCGCGCUGUCUUUUAAACUUCAGCAAUAUGGCGUUCCCAUGGAGGAGGGCACCAGUUUGUAGUUCCAAUGCCUCCAGAGUCCCUGUUUGUCUUUCGAUCCUAUUCGUUUUUUCGAAGAGCUUAUGACAUGUUAUUAGCGGCUAUUUGCAUUUUCUUAGUGUCAUACCUACAUGUGGUUGAUAACGCCUGUUUUUAAAAAGCAGCUUAGCAUUUGAAUUUGACUCGUUCAUCUAUCUACUCCACCUUAGAGGUAUGAUUGAUUCUUCUGUCCAUUUCCACGAGCGCCCUUCCGUGACAUCCCCGAACAGAGAUUUCCCGGCCACGGAGAAUAAAAGCAGUGCAGCAUGAUUACUAACGCUGCUACUGAGAUUUUGCAGCGUUUAGUGUAUUUCGCUACCUGCAUAUUCGUCAAGUUCUUGCCUGGCUUUCCUGUGUUUACUCCCUACUACGGCAACGGUUCGGGGUAUUUGGAUUCUGAAAUCAUCAUUCUCGCUAUCAAAUUGGACAACCGAAAGGAGCUAUAACUUGAGAUACUGCCCGGAGCAAUAUCCCACUUUUAUUCCACCAAAAGCACAUCAUAUCAGUACAUUUUCUCUUCCAAGGGUUCAAUAUCCAAAGUACCCGAAAUAUAUCGAACAAAUCACUAAUCAAUCUCAAGGUAGUCGAUUCACUCUUCAAGGAAGAUAGAAAAUAAAGCGAAAGAUUUUAGAAAACGUAAGAGGGGCGAAGAAUCUAGAAAAUAAACAAAAAUAAAAAAUCCAAGAACAGCAAAUUAUGCAUUCCCCCCCGCCGGUUCCCCUGAUGAAUUCUGCGGAUAAGGCUGUGUCAGCCAUACAUGAUCGGUACCUGAAUUGUUCGGGAACGUUGUUGACGCAGAAAGAGACGACACCCGCCGCCUGUGAUGGAGACCGAGAACGUCACUCUUUAAGCUCCGCAUAUCCUGCAGACCCUUGUCGAACAAGGUCGAGUCGGAGAACAGAGCGAUGCCGGGAUGCAAUAUCAUUCUUCUUCGAGGUUUUGGCUUGCUAUCUUUGUCGCUGCCUUCGUCCUCAGUGUCGAAUUCCCCGAUGAUUUGUGGCAAUAUCACGUAUGAUUCGGCUCUUCGGUUGAUUACUGAUGAUUGGAGCGUGCUGUAGGUUGGGCUUUGGGGCCCGUUACUGCCGCUGCCACUUCCGUUUCCAUUGCCAAUAGUUCUGUUGGUCCCGUUGCUGGGAAAUGAGAAGCCUGGUAGCAUUGAACCCUCGUCAACCGUCCAUUCUUUCCACGAAUCGUCCACCUUCAGACCGGGCGCUCUGUUGAAUGUUAUCGUGCAUCGAUCAUUACGUCGCAGGGACCAGAUCUUCAGCGCGGCGUUGAUAAUUUCGGCAAACUGCUCUCGAACAUCGGUGUUCGUUUGUUCAUCCUUGCCGAUAAGCGGUUCCAGCAUGCCAGCCGCUGCUUCCACCAAUUGCGCGAUGAUCUUCUUGAUAUCAGAAAACUGGGGCAACCUGUUGAGUGCCCUGACGGUUAUUCCUCUCCAUACUUUUUCCUCAUCCGGGCUCAAGGCGGCAGAUAUCGCAUUCAAGAUGGCCUCGUCAUGUUUGUCACUGUUCGUGCUGCAGCCGACAAGCAACUUGUUCUUAAAUAUUGCAUCCAGCUGUCCCGAGAUAAAGUUCUGCACGCCAGCCUUUCGCAAAGAUGUGGCCACAGCAGUACGGGAAGAGGAGGUAUAAUCGAAUAUACCACUCGCUUGUCUAAGUUUGCCUAAGGUUCCCAGUGGUUCAAGGACCUACACACGGGGCAGAGCAAAUUAGCGCAGGUUUGGAGCACAUGCUGCUUGGUAAACAUACCAAUUCAACCUCCUGAGGGACAUUCUCAAACCUCGUGGCGAAAGCCUCAAUAAGCUGGUACAAAUUUUGGACGGAUUUUUUACUGUUCAGAUGUCUUAGCCACGAAAAAAAAAAAAAAAAAAAGUUUCCGAUAACCAUUUACCCACACAGCGUAAUAGCAGAGAGAUAUGGACUUACUACUCAACAAACGGCGUUGCAGAAACCGCCAUUUCAGCGCUCAGCGUGCGCAAUUUCUCCCGGAGCGAGGCCACGUCCUCUUUCAGUCCUUCGUUCCUCUCCUCCAAGGUGUCUCGAUAGACAGUCAACCUGUUCACUUCGGUGUUGAACUCCCUAUUCAAUCUGACGGCAUCAUCCUUCUCCUUUUCCAGCUUCCGUUUCUCCGACUCAACACGGCUCUUCGCAGCCUUCACUUCUCCCUCGUAUUGUUCCUUGACUUUUUUCUUCUCCUUUUUGAGGGCCUCUUCCUGUUGCUUCUUGAGUUUAGCCUCCUUUUCGCGAUACUCCUUUUCUGCAGCUUGGCGAUCUCGUUCCAGCUUAGUCUUCUCCUUGACGACGGCCUCCUUCUCCUUUGCAACUGAUUGCUCCUGUUCUUUCAAUUUCUUGUUUUCUGCUUCAAGCUUCAGGAUCACCUUGUCCUUAUCUUGUUUGAUUUCUUCAAUUUUCUUAUUUUUGACAGCAGUAAUUGUAUCGACCGUGUUAUUGAGCUUUUCUAUUUCAUCCACUCUGUCGAGUUCAGAUGCAGUGGCCCUUUUAAUGCCCUGGAUUCUAUCUUGGAUUUCUGGUAUUGCUAGGAAGCGGAGAGCAUUGAACAGUACAUGCACCGAAUCCGCAAUCGUAAUUGUCCCAUCUUCGGUAUUGUGGUCUCCCGCAAUCGUCUUGCCGCGGGCAUGGUCGCCUACUUUCUCCGCAAACGACUAGAGAGGGUGGGAAGGUUUUGGAUGUAAAGUUAGCUCUCAAUGAUAUCUGGCCUAUCCUAAACCAACAUUAGCGGUGUUUAUUCACUCACUGCAUCUGCAUACCUUUGAGUCUUGGUUUGAAUUCAUAGCGUAUCGGCUGGUAUCACUUCCGCUGCUGUUAUGUCGAAGCCGCAGCCGAUCUAAAGCCUUGUUAACAGCGUAGUGUGUCGGCGAUAUGGUACGCCUGUCUUUUAUAGAAAAGAUAUGGUUUGGGGACUUUCUGCCCAUGGAUAUCCGAUGUUUCUUUUCGUACCAUCAAAAGCUGUGGAAGGGUCACUUCUAGCCCUUAUAACGAAGCAAUGAAGAGGGGCAGUGGACUGAAUAUACAAAAUUCUAUCAACUCCACGAAAAGGCCAGCAGCUGCAGUAUAUAUAUAUAUAUAUAUUUCUGUACUGUACAUAGAUAUGUAUCUCCCUUCCCAACUCUUCCUUCUCUCUAAUCCUUAUAUCACGGCGACAUCAUCAGCCACACUCACUUCAAAACUGAGGCCUCCAGCUCCUUUCCCACCCCUUCCACCCGCUGAUCAAAUCAGUCUCCAUUCUCUAUACGACGUACCAGAAUUCGGACAGAUGCAUGCAAAACCUGCAGCGAGGCUGCAUAUCAGGAAAGGCUCUCGAUCCACCCGUAGCUGUCAACGUGGUUUUCUCCGCGCGUCGGGCGCAUGGGCCCUUCUACUCUUACUCCCUCUUCCGUUCACUACCUUUGGGAGUAAUGCAUCUUGUAUUGGAUAGCUCUUUACCGCGUAGCCCCUCCGGUGCUGGCGCGGGGUGGGAAUCAUUGCUUUGAUCAGGAAGGGAGUAUAAGUCUCGAACCCUUUGAUUUCAAGCCUGGCUGGAUCCAAGCGCUGAUGCUGACGCCAAAACCAACAGGCGAUUAGGCAUGGACGGGAGUGAUCUAGUUAACCGGCACAAAUUGGCGAAUCAUGUAGGGAUCUUUGAAAGUUGACGUCGUCGUCUUAAGGAGUUCUUCUUUUUCAGUUCUUUAAGGCGCCCGAUUCGUGCAGUCUCCAGGCAUUGCGUUGAACCAAAGGAUAAUACUUCGGGUUAAUCCAAUUCGCAUCUUUUUCUUUUCUUUUCUUUUCUUUUCUUUUCUUUUU